Polypterus senegalus (gray bichir) is the source of this 4771-nucleotide messenger RNA. Its product is annotated as mucin-19-like. Gene Ontology annotation, cellular component: extracellular matrix. Bases 41 to 4771 code for a protein of 1576 amino acids. The transcript has 51 exons. NCBI's taxonomy places the organism in Eukaryota, Metazoa, Chordata, Cladistia, Polypteriformes, Polypteridae. Gene Ontology annotation, molecular function: protein binding; peptidase inhibitor activity. The record is from RefSeq and is a predicted model, not a curated record.
GCUCUUCCUGUAUUCUUUGUGCUUCUGAAGGCCCAGCAUCAUGAGGCACUUAGUGGCACUCAUCCUGCUUGGAGUAUUUCUAAUCACAGGCAUCAACUCCAAAAUUACUGAUGCCUCCAAGAAAGGGUCACAGGAGUCUGAUGGAGCCAAUCCCAACCAGAACAAGCCCCAAGCCUGGGCAGAGUUCCAACCCACCAUAAGACACAACUCCUUUCAAAAUACUGAUGACAGUAGUGAAAUCAACUCCCACACUACUGAUGACAACUCUAAUGAUUACAGUGGUGAAAUCAACUCCCACACUACUGAUGACAACUCUGGUGAUUACAGUGGUGAUGUAACUGCCUCCACCCCAGAUACAGCUGUCACUUCUCCUGCUGUGUCACCAGAUUCAGGAGGAACAAACUAUGAUGAAUGCAGUGCAUAUGGAACUGGGUCCUUCAGAACCUUUAAUGGGACACUCUAUUACCUGCAGUCAACUUGCUUCUUAGUGUUGAGCCGUUUCAAUUCGCUUGAUCCCAAUUCUGAGUUUGACAUCAAAAUCCAGCGAGAUCAGAAUGGCAACUUCAAAAAAAUAAAAAUUACUGUGGACAAGCUUGACACUGCUAUUGAAAAUGGUGUAAUUUCAGUUGAUGGUCAAAGAGUUUCUCUUCCUUAUGAUCAGAAAUCCAUUCACAUUCAUCAUUAUGGUAUAUUUGUGAGACUGGAGAGUAGGAGAAAUUUUCUGUCAGUGUAUUGGGAACCCCAAGGAAACAACAUAGUUAAAGUCUGGGUGCAGCUUCGCUCUGACUAUCGAGGAAAAACAGUAGGAUUAUGUGGAAAUUAUGACAUACAUGAUAAUAGUAGAACACAGUUAUUACAAGAGAGUAAAGUUCCUGGCAGUGCUGAAUGUGAAACACCAGAUGAUCCAAAGGAUUGUGACAAAACCAAAAACAUGUGCAAUGAUGCUAUGUCGGCGUAUUUUUUUACCUACUGCUUCAAUUAUGAUCUGACCUUAUAUGAGGGAUAUUUAGAGCAGUGUGGAUUGGAUUCUUGCAAGUGUGCUAAUGCUGCUCAAUGUCAAUGUGCUUUCUAUGAGGAAUUAACUCGCCAGUGUCCUACUGCUAACCUCAUUGACCUGAGUAAAACACCCUGGAGGGAAUAUACAAAAUGCAAUUCACCUACUUGCCCUGAGAAACUGACAUUUACUGAGGUGGGUCCUGCAAAUCCCCCUACUUGCUCUAAUCCAUCACCCUCUAAUACAGAAAAAACAAAAACUUGUGCAUGUCCUGAAGGCACAAUUCUUGAUGACCUUAGAGGGCAGAAUAAUUGUGUAAAGAAAGAGCAAUGUCCAUGUGAAUACAACGGUGCUGUUUACCAAACAGGAGCAACUCAUAAGGCGUUUUGUGAGUUAUGUGAGUGCCAAAGUGGUAAAUGGAUCUGCAAAAAAAAAGAUUGUCCUUCUCAAUGUAAAAUUGAAGUUGGCUCCUCCAUCACAACAUUUGAUGGUAAAGCCUACACAGUGAAUGGAAACUGCGAUUAUAUCAUAGCAAUGGAUAUUAAGAAAAAAUGGACUCUAACUGCAGUACUCAAUGAUUGUGACCAGCGCAGGUGCCUCAUACAAGUGCAACUUAGUUUGAACUCAACCAUAUACAAAUUCUUAAGUGACCGUAUUACUGUUGGGGAGGAAACCAUCACUAAAAAUUACAAUUCAGAUGAUGUGGCUAUCAUUUGGCAGUCUUCACAGUAUGUUCAAGUACUGACAGCAUUUGAUAUGGACCUGCAGAUUCAGGUGGCUCCUGUCAUGCAGCUUUAUGUAACAUUACCCGUGGAUACUAAGGGCUCCAUCAACGGUCUCUGUGGCAACGUCAAUGGCAUAGUUACAGAUGAAUUCACGGCGUGCUCUGGAAUUAUGGAAUCAACAGCCGAUGCCUUUGCCAAAUCCUGGGCAACAAAUGCUGAAUGUAAACCUCCAUCCCCAACACCGUGCAUCAGAUCAGAUAAUGAAAAAUAUGCAAAUGAAAAGUGUGCUCUUCUCAAGGACCCCAAUGGAGUGUUUGCCAAAUGCCACUCUCAUGUUAGUUAUGACAGUUAUAUUAAAGACUGUAUUGCCAGUACCUGCAACUGUGAAAAUGUAAAUGAAUGCUUAUGUACUGCUUUGGAAAACUAUGCAAAAGAAUGUUCUAGAAAAGGUCUGCGUAUGACAGGAUGGAGAGGAGAUCAGUGUGUUCCUGAAUGCCCCAACAAUCAGAAAUUCUCUUACAAAAUAGUGUCCUGUAACAGUACUUGCAGCUCACUUUCAGGAAAUGACAUAUCUUGCAAUAUGAAUGUCAAUCCAGUUGAAGGCUGUGGCUGCUCGGAAGGACUAUAUAUGAAUAAUGAAGAAAAAUGCGUCUCAAAGAUAGAAUGUCCGUGCUACUCUAAUGGUAAAAUUGUAAAUCCUGGGAAGACAAUAAUUAAUGGACAAGAAUGUCACUGUGAAAAUGGAGUUCUUCAAUGUACACUUCCAAGGACAUGUGAUAACAACAAAGAAUAUAUAUAUUGUUGGAACAACACCAGUAUCCCAUCUGAAAAAACAUGUUCCCAUUCAUCAUUACCUACCAUAUAUACUACAUGUGUAAGUGGCUGUUACUGUGUAGACGGAUAUUAUAAAGAUGAUACAGGCAAUUGUGUGCGACUAGAUCAGUGUACCUGUAAGUAUGGAAACAAAGUCUACAGUCCUGGAGAAAGUGUUCAAAAUGACUGUAAUACAUGCACUUGCAAUAAAGGAACAUGGACUUGCACACAUCGAGACUGCCAAAAGAAGUGCCAGGUUUAUGGUGAUGGACACUACCAGACAUUUGAUACGCAAUGGUACAGCUUUGAUGGAAACUGUGAAUACAGCUUUGUUGAGGAUUAUUGUGGUGACUCAAAAGGCACAUUUCGAAUAACUGUAGAAAGUGUUCCUUGCUGUGAAGAAGCUUUGACUUGUUCAAGAGCGGUGAAAAUUGCACUCCAGGGCAAAGAAAUAGAAUUGAGAGACUUGGAGAUGAAGGAGAAGACAACUGACAGUUCAGUAGAACAGAUAGAUUACUCUGUUCACACUGUUGGACUAUAUUUAAUCAUCACAUUUUCCAAUAACAUUACCCUAAUGUGGGACAAGCACACACGAGUUACUGUUACACUGCAGUCCAACUGGAUGAACAAAGUAUGUGGUCUCUGUGGUAAUUUUGAUGGAAACUCAAUGAAUGAUCUUCAGACCAGAGCGAACUCAGUGGUGACAAACACCCUGGAAUUCGGAAACAGCUGGAAAAUGGAAAGAUGUUCCAAUGUUGUAAACCAAUCAUUCCCUUGUGAGAAACACUGGUAUUGCGCUGCCUGGGCCCAAAGAAGGUGCAGCUUAAUUAAAGAUACAAUCUUUCAAGAAUGUCAUUCAAAGGUGGAUCCCCAGCCUUACUAUGACAUAUGUGUACAAGAGUCAUGCGUAUGUGAAAUGGAGGGAAGGUAUCUGGGUUUUUGCACUGCUGUAGCUGCAUAUGCUGAGGCUUGCAAUGAAGCAAAUGUCUGCGUGGAUUGGAGAACACCUGACCGCUGCCCUGUCUACUGUGAUUACUACAAUGAGCCUGAUGGACGUAGUUGGAAUUAUGAACCUUGUGGACCACGACAAGUAAAGACGUGCAGCAAGAACACUGACAAAGAGUUCUAUUCAUCAAAACUUGAAGGCUGCUAUGCUAAAUGCACAAAUGAAGAUUUAUAUUUUGAUGAAAACACAAUGAAAUGUACAACUUUGGAAAAUUGUAUUUGUAUCUACAAUGGAAAACCUGUAGUGCCUCAUCAAAAAAUAUGGAUUAAUAUUUAUAAAUAUUGUGAAUGUAUAAAUGGCACAAUUGUUUGUUACGAAAUACCACCUGAACCUGGUAAUUCAACAACAUCACCAGUAACACCUACUGGAUCAACCACAUCACCAGUAGUAUCAACGACAACCACUACAACUGGAUCAACCACAUCACCAGUAACACCUACUGGAUCAACCACAUCACCAGUAACACCUACUGGAUCAACCACAUCACCAGUAGUAUCAACGACAACCACUACAACUGGAUCAACCACAUCACCAGUAACACCUACUGGAUCAACCACAUCACCAGUAGUAUCAACGACAACCACUACAACUGGAUCAACCACAUCACCAGUAACACCUACUGGAUCAACCACAUCACCAGUAGUAUCAACGACAACCACUACAACUGGAUCAACCACAUCACCAGUAACACCUACUGGAUCAACCACAUCACCAGUAGUAUCAACGACAACCACUACAACUGGAUCAACCACAUCACCAGUAACACCUACUGGAUCAACCACAUCACCAGUAGUAUCAACGACAACCACUACAACUGGAUCAACCACAUCACCAGUAACACCUACUGGAUCAACCACAUCACCAGUAGUAUCAACGACAACCACUACAACUGGAUCAACCACAUCACCAGGUACGUUCUGUUUGCCAAUUUGUUUUUUCAGGAUUCUUAGAGAACUUUAUGUGUUUUCUUUUGUUAUUAUUUUUAUUAUUCUUAAAAUGAAAAUUGCAAUGGCUUCCAUUUCGCGUUACUUUUUCCCCCUAUGGCUGCCAUUAUUGUGUGCCCAGCGGGUUACAAAGUGCUUGUCACCUGACUCAGAAUAUGUACAACUCGUGAAGCGUAACCUGAAGUUUUCAGUACAGUAUUACUGUUUUCAUUUAGAGGAUGAAACUGACAGUAUUUUUGCAUCUAUUCAGCUAGAAGAAGUAUUGGUUUCAGCUAUGUACCCAAACUAG